Molecule: messenger RNA, 6609 nt
Organism: Strigops habroptila (Kakapo)
Lineage: Eukaryota; Metazoa; Chordata; Aves; Psittaciformes; Psittacidae
Gene: ZBTB35
Product: zinc finger protein 131
Exons: 7
Coding region: 2096-3949 (617 amino acids)
Biological process (GO): regulation of transcription by RNA polymerase II
Cellular component (GO): nucleus
Molecular function (GO): protein binding; RNA polymerase II cis-regulatory region sequence-specific DNA binding; DNA-binding transcription factor activity, RNA polymerase II-specific
Source: RefSeq, a predicted model, not a curated record
CGAGGUGGCGGUGGCUUGGGCAGGGCUCGGCGGGCUCCUCCCGGCCGCCUGAGUGGCCGUGGCGCUGCUCUGCCUGCGUUGCUGUGUGACCCGUGAGGGCGAGGACAGGUGUCCCGUGCCUAAAAGGCGAGGAGUUCCUGUUGUAGUGCAGGAGGAGAGUCGUAAGAUGGGUUCCUAAGGUACAUCUGUAAAAACAGAUGUGCAAAUCAUACACACAUCGCAUGAGAUGUGCCUGGUGUUACGCGCUGAUAAGGUUAAGUUAGUAUUUGACUACCUUUCCCAAGAAAAUCAAGGUAAACAGUCAAGUAGUCCAGUUCCCAGCACUUGUCUGUGAGCCUGCUUGUAAGUGACAACUUGAAUGACUUCUGUCUGCCUGACUUGGCUUUGUGGUUUUCUCAGCUGUGUCUUUCACUUAUUCCCCCAAAGUAGUCAUGCUUUUACUGAUUAUAUGCUGUUCUGUCGGGGUUUUCUUCUGCAGUAUCACUGAGUUUUUAAAAUGAGAGUACUCAGUGAAUGUUGCAGUUGCAUUUAGCUAUGCAAUAAAUUCACACAUUGUACUAGUUCCCUGUUAAUUCAUGACAAUAAACUAGCUGUCAUAAGUUGUAUGUUUUCUUAUUCAUGCUUUUUAAGUGUUCUAAGAAAGACAAAAAUUUCUUCGAUUUGGUAGGGGUGACAGGAUACUCCAUUAUUUUGAGGCUUUUUAUGGUAACAUCCCUACAAUCAUUCAAUUUGGAAAUAAAUUGUAUUUGGGUAAGUGGAAAUCAUGAGAGUUGGAAGCCAAGAUAUUGUUUGGUUUAACUUCUAAGGAAUUAAGCUUUUAACUGCAAGUUAUCUGCCCUUUUAUGAUGCGUUGAAAAUGUGCAAGAAGAAUUAAACAGAAAAGAGAAUGUCCAACAGCUUCACUCGCGAGACUGUGUGGAACACCAGAUGACAGCAGAAAGGCAGGAGCUGCUGGUCAUCUGUCUCAAACCCAUCGUUCCAGCUGAGGUGAAGUGAAUGCAGCAGCAGCAUCUUCUCCCACCUCAUCUUCCCCCUUGCCCUCACAGGCUGUUCUCCUCUGACCCCUGUAAGACACUGACAGGUAUUUCGGCAUCUGCUUGGCAAAGCAUUAACAGCAGCUGCACAUAGGCUUCCAUAGGCGGUUGCUAUUCUUUUCUCGUGCUCUUGGCAGAAUGACUUCUUUGUGGGCCAGUUUUUCUGAGAUGCAAGAAAGAGUGUGAAGUUGUGAUGAAGCAGGAAUUCCACAAUUUCCUUACAACUGUUAGUCAUAAGAAAAUAACUUUGCUUUUAUCACAACUGGGUAAUUUUCUCUACUUGUAUCAAACCCCGUAUACCCUUAUGUGUGUUUGUUAUAGGUGAGGUAGAAUUUACACAGUCACACAGGGAGUUAGCAAGCGUGGUGACAUGAGCUCAGAUGUGUUCAGUACACACUAGGAACUGUUUUGUGGUUAGGGCUUUCCAGUUCAAGUCACACACAGAAAGGAUCUGCACCAGAAGCUGGGGAUCACCUGCUUUCUAGAUUCUUCUAGCACUCUGAAGAAAACUGCUUCUUUGCCACACCAGAAAUUUCCAUGUCUAUAUUCAGUGUUUGGUUCGAUAGUGGCUGCUCUCCUGGUUUCCUUCUUCUUGUCCGUACUGUGUAACAGUAUAGUGAAGGUAUGUGUCAAAUUCCUUUAAGACUCAUUCAAGCCUAGUCGGAAACUAUGUGUUCUUCAAAGUGAGUUAGACUGCUGCAAAGAGAUGAUGUUUCUGUGCUAAUGUGACUUUGAACUGCCUUCGCUAUUUUCUGCGGCAUUCUCAUGUGAAUGUGGGAGUUAGAGAUGAGUGCUACUGCACAGAUCUGAAUCAUUUUGCCUGGAGUUAAUUUGUGAAGUUCUUUCAUUGAAGUGCUUGGAUUCUCUCCCAGUGUUCUUUCGCAUAAGCAGCAGACUUAACAUCUGCAUCUCAUCAACAGGCACAAAGUUCUGCUAAACCUCUUCAGGUUUGAGAACCUCUGCAACUCCCACCCACAGCUAUGCUUAUUGUGUAAGUAAAGGAGGAAGAGCCAUCAGAUUAUAAGCAUAUCUGUCUCUUUCAAAAGACUAGUUCUUUUGCCAUGGAAGCUGAAGAAACGAUGGAAUGUAUCCAGGAAUUCCCUGAACACUAUAAAGUUAUUUUGGAUAGACUGAAUGAACAACGUGAACAGGACCAGUUUACAGAUAUCACUUUGAUUGUUGAUGGUCACCAUUUCAAAGCGCAUAAGGCUGUUCUUGCUGCCUGUAGCCAGUUCUUCUACAAGUUCUUCCAAGAUUUCACUCAGGAGCCCUUGGUGGAGAUUGAAGGUGUAAGUAACAUGGCAUUUCGUCACCUGAUUGAGUUCACCUAUACAGCAAAACUAAUGGUCCAAGGUGAAGAAGAAGCAAAUGAUGUUUGGAAAGCAGCUGAGUAUCUACAGAUGUUAGAAGCAAUCAAAGCACUUCAAAUCAGGAACAAAGAAAACUCAUCGCCUUUAGAAUCAAAUCAAGCACAAGGAAACAGUAAACCAAAAAAGAGGAAGAUAGCUGAAACCUCUAAUGUUAUCACAGAAACACUGCCGUCUGCAGAAUCAGAGCCUGUGGAAAUUGAGGUUGAGAUUGCUGAAGGCACAAUUGAAGUGGAAGAUGACAGCAUUGAAACACUUGAAGAAGUAGCUUCUGCAGAGCAAUCCAUAAAGUACAUACAGACAACGGGUACAUCGGAUGAAUCUGCUUUGGCUCUUUUGGCAGAUAUCACCAGCAAGUAUCGUCAGGGAGAGAGAAAAUGCCAGAUCCAGGAAGAAGGUGAUAGUGCAACUGAUACCUCAUGCAAACAGGUAGAAGGUAUUGAAAUUGUGGAACUUCAGCUGUCACACAUGAACAAUUUAUUCCACUGUGAGAAAUGUAACCGUUCCUUUAAAUUGUUUUACCAUUUCAAGGAACACAUGAAAACACACUCCACUGAGAGUUACAAGUGUGACAUAUGCAAUAAAAGGUACCUACGAGAGAGUGCUUUGAAACAGCACCUCACCUGUUACCAUCUUGAUGAAGGUGGUGCCAGCAAGAAGCAAAGACCUGGCAAAAAAAUACAUAUAUGCCAGUACUGUGAUAAGCAGUUUGACCACUUCGGACAUUUUAAAGAGCACCUCCGGAAACACACAGGUGAAAAACCAUUUGAAUGUCCAAACUGCCAUGAACGUUUUGCUAGGAACAGCACGCUCAAAUGUCACCUGACAGCCUGUCAGUCUGGAGCUGGAGCUAAAAAGGGAAGAAAGAAGCUGUAUGAAUGUCAGGUUUGUAACAGCGUGUUUAACAGCUGGGAUCAAUUCAAAGAUCACUUGGUAAUACACACUGGUGACAAACCCAACCACUGUACGCUAUGUGAUUUGUGGUUUAUGCAAGGCAGUGAGCUGAGAAGGCAUCUCAAAGACAUGCACAAUAUUUCAGAGCGAAUAGUGACAGAAGAGGUUCUUCCAGUGGAAGCUGUGGAAGCUGAACCAGUAACAUCUAUGACUAUAAUAGAGCAAGUGGAGCAAGUCCAUGUUCUUCCAGUAAUUCAGGUACAAGUGGAUCCUGCACAGGUAACUGUGGAACAGAUGCACCGGGAUCUCAUACAGGACAAUCAAGUGAAAGGCACACAGGUGGAUGAACUGCAAGAACAGGUGCAAAUUAGUUAUUUGGAAGUUGAACACAUUCAGACUGAACAAGGUGCUGAAGUUCAUGUGGAGCAGUUACAUGUUGAGCAUGUAAAUCAGAUACAGAUGGAAGAAGUACAGGCAGAACUUAUAGAUGGAACAGAACUUGAACAAGUAGAAUAUGAAAGUGUUGAUCAAGGAGAAGCAGAAGAAAAGAAACCUAAUCAAGUAGAUGAUGGAGAUAAGGAAGAUCAUGAACAAGCUGAAGGCUUAAAGACUCAACAGUUAGUGGACAUGCAGAACAAAAAGGUGGACAAGUAGGACAAAUAACAACACUGUGCAGAUAUAGGAAUUAAAUACCAAAUUAUUUUUGUUAACUUUUACAUUGGGUUUCGAAUUGUCAGUGGGCAUAUUUCCAAUAUGCUGUCCUUAGGAAGCUGGACAAGCGGACCAAAGUUAGCUUUCUUCAUGUGAAACUAAACUUCUCUCAUAUAUGAAAAAUAACUUACCCAUUCACGUAAUACCAUGGAACAGAAGCUCCCACAGACAUGGACAGCUUUGUGAGGAUUUUAAGAAUGAGUACCUUGUACCGUUGUUACACCAUCCCUGGAUAUAUGAAAGAGUAACUUCACCUCUUUUCCUCUUGCAGUAGGAGCAAACUCUUGUUACAGAUUCGCAGGGUGUCUGUGGCAGAAGAAUCAGUAAAACCUAGUGGGUUCUACUGUAAGCAGCAAUCGGGUACCUAUGAAUUUUUGGAUCAGGCCGCUGUUUCCCAAAAGUGGUCCCUAACUGUCAGGCUGGAGAAAAAACAUUGUUGGUGGAGGUUUCUGAGCACAAAAAUCCUGUGCCUUUUUACACUGACUGGUUAAAUUUCCACAAAGUUUUUAGAGUGUUCAAGAACUUAGUUCAGUAAAAGGCGACUUAGGUAAUGUUAUAGCGCUUUAUAUUUUUGCUUAAAAUUGUCAGCUACUGAUUUUUUUUUGCAUUAAUUUUAGAGGUGGGGGGGGAUGAGGUGGGAAACUGCCUCCACAUGGAGGCAGCAGGACACUUUAAAAUAGGAAAAGCUCAGUAGAAUCUGUGGUAAACCUGAGCUGAAAAAAAGCUGCCAUCAGACUCUUCUUUUAUAAAUCAUCAUUUUUUAAAAUGAGUAUGUUAAAACAUAAAUAUAGAGGAGACUUGUCUAUAUGGUAUCAGGUUCCUGUUUUAUUGAAAUGAAUUCUGACACUUGACACAAAAACAUGCUAAACAUAAAAGUAAAAGCCAUAGGUAUGAGUGCUAAACUGUCAAUUGAAAAGUAGGAGUGUAAAUAAUUUAAUCAAUAUUAGACAAUAAAACAAUACCAACCGUGAAAUGUUGCAUUAUUUGUUUCAUCCAAUAAAUUAGGAACAACUGAGUGACUGUCGAUUACAGUGCCAGUGUCUUCCAAGAAUCAGUCUCAUUUUUAGUGAGAUUAAUAGCUCUUUACUGUAAAGUUAGAUUUGUUUAGAAAAUAAUUGCCUAGCUCUUAUGUUCAAGGAUGCUAAGGACUUCUAAUUCUCAAUUACUGCCUUGAGAUUAGAACUGCUCCACACUUCUGAAAAUCUGUCUUUUCAAAGCCUUAACUGAAGGGAGGAGUUUUUUGCAAGGAUGUUCCCUAAUGCUCUUGAUAAUCAUGUAGAUCGUAGUUAAAAUCAGGCUUUUUUAUUCAGUCUUCUCCAAAUGCAGAAUUUGCAGAUUUGUUCUUUUAGUCUCAUUCAAAAUUAUUCUUCUGUUUCAUCGCAGACUUUGAGGAAUUGUUGCAAACCAAACAUGGAUCUCAAUUAAAAUUUCAAGCAACCUGAUUAACGUAACUUGCAUUCUUUUUUAUUAUAUUUGUGUUUUCUAAGAUGCAGGUAAUAUGUGAUGAAAUUCUGUGCAGAGGGAAGAAUGUGGCCGAAUGUUAAUUAUGAAAGUAAAAGUUGGCGAUUGUAUUUAUACCUGGCUUCUGAUAAUAAGAACACAGAGGGGACAGCCCUGCUUCCAUAGCUGUGUAACUGACUUUUUAGGUAUCUCUGCUCAGUCACGACGUCUGUAUCUGAAGAAUUAAAGGAACAAUCUGGCCAUGUCUCUGACCAAUGAGUCUAACUCAUAGGUGUAAUUUAAGUCCAAUACAAAUUGGGCAGUUAGGUGGUAUUGGUAGCAGGGCUGUGGUUUGGUAAGCAUAACUGGGCUAUUUCUUUGUUCUGUUUGAUCUCCCCUUUUCAACAACAGUUCACAAAUUUGGUAGGGAAGAAGUGAUGCUCUGCGCUGUGCUACCCCAUCUGGACUCCCGCAGAGCCUGGUGGGAGCGUGGUGGGGCUAUGAGCCAUCUCCUCACCCUGAGGGGUGGGGGAGAAGACUCUUUGUAAUUAUUAACUCUGCUGGAAAGCUUUUCCCUUUGCAGCCGCCUGUAAUUUCCUUCCCAAAUGUCUGAAGCCCAGAUUGCUCCCACCAGUGGAGUCCCUCAUGCCUCCUUACUGCCGCUGGGGGAUACUGGAGGAGUCAGAGUCUGGCUGCUCUCUGUAACAGCCACCUUGCCAUCCUCUUUCUGCCCCAAAUGUCGGUGUAGACACACAGACCUCUCUGAACUCUGCAUGACCUGCACACCACUGGAGAAGUUCUUCCUUCUGGUCCCCAGUGCCCUGCAUUAUGCAGGUGCUAGUCUGUAGCUUGCAGUGAGGCAGCACACCAUGUGAAUGUUUGGGUUUAUGAUGAGUGAAACUCAUCAGCUAAAGCAGUGGCGUCUAGGCAGUAAGAACAGAAAAGUGGGAGUGGACAAAGACCUAUGAGGUGUGUCUGGAUAUAAAACAAAACUGAGCAUCAAACUGAGACCAAGGUUAGAGGUAGAUUUAUAUGUGAUAUUCAUGAGAGGCCAUAAGUUAUUUCUGAAAGCAGAGCAGGGAGAGGAAGGGGAGCUGAUCAAUAGUUUGAGAGACACUGAGUUAUUCAGGCAAUAUAAGAAAGGACUAGCUACUUUUUUUGUU